ACUGAACACGGCUCUAUGUGGAUCUGUCUCUGUAAAAGCUUCACUUUUUAAUGGAUGAAGAAUAAGAAGUUCUGAAGUUAAAAGUGCAAAAAGAAUGGAUCAUCAGGAGGACGGACAGAGAAGCCAGCCCAGACCAAGACCAGGGCCUGGACCAGUCCUUGAACCUAGGCUUGAAGUGAAACCUGGACCUGUUCUUGAACCUGGACAUGAAGUGGAACCUGGACCUGACCCUGAACCUGGACCCAGACCUUUUCUUGAACCUGGACAUGAAGCGGGACCCAGCUGUGUGUCCAUGAAGAGUGACAAGUCCAUUCCACAAGGGGUAGAUUUUACAAGUGGACAUGUUGCAGAAACAGAUCCAGACCAUACUAACAAAAAACCCAAACCUGGACCCAAGUUGGUACCUGGACCAGAACCCACCUGUUUGUCCUGUAGGAGUGAUAACUCCAUGGAUCACAGGAUGACAUUUAAAAGAGUGCAGCAGCAGAGCUCAGAGGUUCCUACUGACCCUAGUCAUCAGACUCACCUGGACUCAGUAUUUAAGCUGCUGGAAGAGAACAUCUGCGCUUUUGUCAAGAACGAGCUGCAGAAGUUCCACAAGGUUCUGAGUACAGAUUACCCAGAAAGCUUAGAGAGUGUGAAGGAUGAUGAUGAAAAGCAGAGGAGGAGCUCAGAGGCUUUCCUGGAGAUCACACUGCACUUCCUGAGGAGGAUGAAGGAGGAGGAGCUGGCUGAGCGUCUGCACAACAGAAGUCAUUCUGGAGUUCAGCAUAAACUGAAACAUAAUCUGCAGCAGAAGUUUCAGUGUGUGUUUGAGGGCAUCGCUAAAGCAGGAAAUCCAAAAUCCCUCCUGAACCAGAUCUACACAGAGCUCUACAUCACAGAGGGAGGGGCUACAGAGGUCAACCAGGACCAUGAGGUCAGACAGAUUGAAACAGCAUCCAGGAACCCACACAGACCACCAACAACCAUCACAUGUGAAGACAUCUUUAAAACACCACCUGACAGAGAUCAACCAGUCAGAACAGUGCUGACAAAGGGCGUGGCCGGCAUCGGGAAAACAGUCUUAACACAGAAGUUCAGUCUGGAUUGGGCUGAAGACAAAGCCAACCAAGACAUCCACUUCAUAUUUCCGUUCACCUUCAGAGAGCUGAAUGUGCUGAAAGACAAGAAAUUCAGCUUGGUGGAACUUGUUCAUCACUUCUUCACUGAAACCAAAGAAGCAGGAAUCUGGAUCUUUGAAAAUGUUAAGGUGGUGUUCAUCUUAGAUGGUCUGGAUGAGUGUCGACCUCCCCUGGACUUCAACAACACUCAGAUCCUGACUGAUGUCACAGAGUCCACCUCAGUGGAUGUGCUGCUGAUGAACCUCAUCAGGGGGAACCUGCUUCCCUCUGCUCGCCUCUGGAUAACCACAAGACCUGCAGCAGCCAAUCAGAUCCCUGCUCAGUGUGUGGACAUGGUGACAGAGGUCAGAGGGUUCAAGGACCCACAGAAGGAGGAGUAUUUCAAGAAGAGGUUCAGAGAUGAGGAGCAGACCAAGACAAUCAUCUCCCACAUCAAGACGUCACGAAGUGUCCACAUCAUGUGCCACAUCCCAGUCUUCUGCUGGAUCACUGCUACAGUUCUGGAGGACGUGUUGAAGACCACUGAGGAAGCACAGCUCCCCAAGACCCUGACUGAGAUGUACAUCCACUUCCUGGAGGUUCAGACCAAAGUCAAGAACAUCAAGUAUGAUGGAAGGUCUGAGACAGAUCCACACUGGAGUCCAGAGACCAGGGCGAUGAUUGAGUCUCUGGGAAAACUGGCCUUUGAGCAUCUGAAGAAAGGAAACCUGAUCUUCUAUGAAUCAGACCUGACAGAGUGUGGCAUCGAUAUAAGCUCUGCCUCAGUGCACUCAGGAGUGUUCACACAGAUCUUUAUAGAGGAGAUAGGACUGUACCAGGACAAGAGGUUCUGCUUCAUCCAUCUGAGUGUCCAGGAGUUUCUGGCUGCUUUUCAUGUCCAUCAGACCUUCAUCAACACUGGAGUCAAUCUGCUGUCAGAAGAACAAACCACACCCCAGAGCUCUGGAUCUGCAGAGACACAGUUCUACCAGACUGCUGUGGAGAAGGCCUUACAGAGUCCAAAUGGACACCUGGACCUGUUCCUCCGCUUCCUCCUGGGUCUAUCACUGCCAGCCAAUCAGAGUCUCCUACAUGGCCUGCUGAAACAGACAAGAAGUAGCUCAGAGACUGAAAAGAAAACGGCUGAGUACAUCAAGACGAUGAUAAGUGAGAAACUGUCUGCAGAGAAAAGUAUCAAUCUGUUCCACUGUCUGAAUGAACUGAAGGACCAGUCCCUUGUAAAAGAGAUCCAACAGUUCCUGAGUUCAGGACGCCUCAAUACAGAUAAACUGUCUCCUGCCCAGUGGUCAGCUCUAAUCUUCAUUUUAUUAUCAUCAGAAAAAGAUUUGGAUGUGUUUGACCUGAAGAAAUACUCUGAUUCAGAGGAGGCUCUUCUCAGACUGAUACCAGUGGUCAAAGCCUCCAACAAAGCUCUAUUGCGUGGUUGUAACCUGUCAGAGGCAAGCUGUGAAGUUUUGUCUUCAGUUCUCAGAUCCCAGUCUUCUAGUUUGAGAGAUUUGGAUCUCAGUAACAAUGACCUGAAGGAUUCAGGACUUAAGAUACUGUGUACUGGACUGGAGAGUCCAGACUGCAAACUGGAGAUUCUCAGACUGUCAGGAUGUCUGAUCACAGAGGAAGGAUGUUCUUCUCUGGUCUCAGCCCUAAAGUCCAAUCCGUCCCAUCUCAGACUGCUAGACCUGAGCUACAACCAUCCAGGAGACUCAGGACAAGAGCUGUCUGCUGCACUGGAGGAUCCACACUGGGCACUGGACACUCUCAGGUUGGAGCCCAGUGGAGUCCGAUGGUUGACACCAGGUCUCAGGAAGUAUUACUGUGAACUAACACUGGAUCCAAACACAGCGAACACAAAACUCAAACUGUCUGAAAACAACAAGAAGGUGGUGUAUGUGGAAGAGGGUCAGCCCUAUCCUGACCAUCAGGACAGGUUUGAGUGUCCCCAGCUGCUGUGUUCAACUGGUCUGAUUGGUCGCUGUUACUGGGAGGUUGAGUGCAGUGGAGAGGUCAACAUUGCAAUGACUUACAGAGGAAUCAAAAGGAGAGGAGUCAGUUUUGACUGUGUGUUUGGGUUAAAUGAUCAGUCCUGGAGACUGAAGUGCUGUGGUGGUCGUUACUAUGUCUGGCAUAAUAACAAACCAACAGCCCUCUCUCAGUCCUCCUCCUCCUCCUCUGGUACAGUAUCAGUGUAUCUGGACUAUCCUGCUGGAUCUCUGUCCUUCUACAGAGUCUCCUCAGACAAACUGAUCCACCUCCACACCUUCAACACCACAUUCACCGAACCACUGUUUUCAGGGUUUGGGUUGAGUUCUGACUCCUCGGUGUCUCUGUCUGAUCCGUCAGAUGAGGAAUGUCCUUGAGUAGAUCAUCACCCUGAUCAUAGCAUUCUAUAAGUGUAUUAGACAAAACACAGCUUUGAGAAAAUUACAUGAAACAAAAACUAUAAAUCUCCUGAUGCUAGAUCUGCCUAUAAGUGUUUUUCAGAUUCACUGAAUACAGUUUAACAAAUGCUGUCCUAGUGUUUCACUACUGUGUCUAAAUACAGUCAAAUAGCAAGUCUUGGUUUACCUCAGGAUUACAUAAAUCAUGUAGGAUGAAAAAUAACAUGUCCGAAACCUCUAAAUUUAAGUAAGUGUGUAUAAAAAAAUAAUUAUAAUCACCCUCAGGAAACUGGCCAAAAUGAUUUUUUUAUUCACAGAAAUAAGGAAUUGUCAAACAGUAUUAAACACAGCUGUUUAACAGUCAGCUGCUUCAAAAAAACUGGGAAAACUUGAGUUUCCCUCAAGUUUUUGACAACACAAAAUUAUUCACUAAACCUUGUGAUAUUGCAGGUGUGUGAAUUUGAAGAACUAUUCUUAAUACAGAGGAAUAUAUUCAGGGUGUGGGGGGAUUAGGGGGCAUGCCUCUCACCCAGAAGGACUGUGGGUAGGGGGGCGUGGUUUGGCGCUCUGGUUUUUCUGGUGCAUUUGUUCCUGUGUCAGAGCUGGUUUGGUGGUUAAGGAAUAAAUGUCAAACUCACCUAUGGCUCCUGUGUUUCCUCAUCCUGCCACAACGGUAUGUUUCACCCUCAUUUUUAGUUUUACUAAAACCAAUCAUAAUGACAUUAGAAAAAGUAUUCCUCUUUACAAGCCUGAUGAUGCCAGUCUCUUUACAAAUGACCGACCUGUAUCAUUAUUGCCUAAAUCUUAGACAUAUUUACAAAAGAAUCUUUCAGCAUUUAGAUUUAAACAUAAUGAAUAAUCAUCAAUAUGUUUUGUUUUUUUGUUUUUUUUGGGGGGGGGGACGCACCGGUCUGUAUUCAUAAGCAAAUUAUAACAAUUUGUUUUGUUUUGUUUUUUUGCCAGCAUGAUUUAUUGCUUUGUUUUUACAACCAGUACAAGUAUUGUAUUUGUUUGAGUGGUCAUCAGUUUGUUUGAAGUUGUGUUACCUUUUAUUAUUCUCAUUAAAUCUCACUUUGACAUCAAUAUUUACUCAAAGAGUACUUAACAUACAGUAUGUUUAUUAUAUUUCAAACAUUAUUUUGUUAUUGCUGUUCAUGGUCAGUUAUUUGUGAGUACUGUGGUUAUUUUCUAGUAAUUUAUGCAUGCUUGAUAUUUUUUAUAAACCUCUUUAUGUUUUAUUGUCUCAUCCACACAGUUUACUGUAUUUUGACGUAAAUCUUCCUUCCUUUUCUUGUAUUGUGCAAACAAAAAUAAAUAAUAAUCACAAAACUGUCCCCUAGAGGUUAAAUCUAAAGGAAGAAAAAUAUUGGGCUAAGUACUGAACCCUGAGGAACUUAAUACAUCAGAACAGGAGACUAUGAUGUUUAAUUAUUUACAAGACUCACUGCAUUUUAAGAGAAAGGUGAGAUAUUUAGCCAUACAAUGACCAAUACCUAAAAUAUAAGGUGAGGUUGAAAUAUAGGGUGAUUUAUUCUGUCAGAAUCAGUGCACAGAUAUGAGAUGCAGAGAAGUUUUAUUAGGGUCAAUUUAUAACCUGUAAUUUACAACUUUUGGUAAGAACCUAAAGCCUCAUUGAUAAGACUAGAAAGGAAUCUUAUGCUAUAGGUGGGAUGGUGUUAGGGUCCAGUUAUGGUUAAAGGUCAGGCUGUUUUGCAGUAGGUUUAUGGUUGGCCAUUCAUAUUUGUCGUGCUUAAAGUAGUUAAAAUAUUGUUCUGUAUGCCAUUGUUCUUUAUGUAACACCUGAGGCUAAAUAUUUAAAACAAAAUAAAAGGAGUGUUUUUUCUGUUUUGUUUUUUUUUUGUCUGUAACCCUUCUCUUCUGCUUUAACUGCCAUGAAGUAUGCGGUCUUAAAUUACAGCAUACUUGUGGACAAUGUAGGAGUAUGUAUGAUAGGAAUGUACAUGUGUACAUUUAUCUUUACACUGUAAUACAGAGAAAUGUACAUUUAUACAAAUGGAAGAUGUAUACAUGAAAGGAUGCAUCUUGUUUUUAUUGUUGUUUUUUUUCUGUUAUUGUAUGAUGAACUCUCAUACAUUUAUGUAAGGUGAAAGCUAUUCUCAAGGCAAUCUUGUUCUGUACUGUUAAUUUCCUGUCUUUUGUUGAUAAUGGCAAUAA
Sphaeramia orbicularis (orbiculate cardinalfish) is the source of this 5674-nucleotide messenger RNA. RefSeq names its product NLR family CARD domain-containing protein 3-like. The coding region runs from base 95 to 3478 and encodes 1127 amino acids. The record is from RefSeq and is a predicted model, not a curated record. The transcript is spliced from 11 exons. Gene Ontology annotation, molecular function: protein binding. NCBI's taxonomy places the organism in Eukaryota, Metazoa, Chordata, Actinopteri, Kurtiformes, Apogonidae.